AUGAAUUCAUUAAUGUGUUCUUUAUUGAUUCAUUCCCACGAUCUGGCCUUACUAGGUUCUGAACCAAAAUGUUAUUGGACUGACAAGGAGACUGGAAAUUUCAAAAUUGAAUUUGAUAAUGACUUCAUUUUUGAUAUUUCUCAAACAAAAAGUAUUAGAUUGAACACUAACGUAUUUUCAAAAUCCAAGGUAGCUGAUUUUAUUGGAUUGUCAUUAAUUUUGUCAGAGGAAAUGCAGCAACCAAUUUCUGUUAUCCAAACUACAAAGAAACUCUAUUCAACUUCUGAAAAUGUUCAUAUCAGUGGUGCAAAUAGUUUUUCAGGAGACAAGAAAGGAUUAGAAUAUUAUUGGGAUGUUAGUGGAAAUAUUACUAGUAAUUUAUUUCAGUCCAUCAGACUGAUUCGAGAUCCAAUACUUAAAAUUGAUAAGGGAAAAUUAACUAGUGGUUUUUAUACCAUAAAUUUGAUUGUAAAAAGCCAAGUAAGCAAAUUAGUAAGCUCCCAGUCCUCAGAAAAUAUUGAAAUACAAAAUGUUGAAUUUCCCUCAGUUGUUAUUUCAGGAAAAAAGGAAUUGGUUAUGCUCUCAACUGAAAAGUCAGUUAUUAUUAAAAAGACAACAAGUCUUCCUACUUCAUUGAAAGAUAAGGAAAUGAAGGUUGAGUGGCAACUUGUUGCAGGACCGACAAUCAAAUUUGAGAAGGAUUCGUACAAUAAUUUACUGAUCCCACAAUUUUCAACUGGAAAACGUGUCUAUAGCUUCAAAGUUUCAAUUUAUUCUGUUGAAAAUCCUUCAUUAACCUCAAGUGAUACUGUAAUAAUUAAUACUGAACAACCAUCCCUCACACUUUCACUUAUACUAACAAAGAACUCAAAUGCUUCUCAAUCUUGUCUACAAAUUAAUUUUCAAGAUCCUGAGAAUAAUACAGAUGAAAUAGAAGUUUGGAGUUGGACCUGUAUUGAUUCAGAAACAUUUGGUUAUUGUGGAGAUUUCAUAGUUGAGAAAAUGUAUCAAUACGCAAAAGACCGUUCUAGUAUUGUUGUGGUGGCAAAAGAGGAUUUCUCAAAUCAAUUAAUUAAUCCAACAUUCACACUUACAAUUACAAAAGGAAAAAGAUUUGUUUCCAGUUCCAUCACUUUGAAAAUUUCUCAUCCGCCUCCAAUUGUUAAUGUUAUUGAUAUUUCACCUAAAUUGAAAACAAAAAUUAAUGACAAUGACAAGAUAUCCAUAGAGAUUAAACAUCCUGACCAAGAUCCAGCAGAUUCAACUCUGUCAGUGAAAACUCAAUGGAAAAUUGAUGGCACAAUUGUUUCUGAAUGUGAAACCUCAAAAGUUUCUAAUGAAAUUCAAACAAUAUCCUCCACAAUUUCUUCUCCAUAUAGUAACAUCAAGAUUGUUAACAAGAAUCAACAAAGUUCUAUUAUUGUUGACUCAAAAGAAUUAGAGUAUGGAAUGAAACAUUCAAUUCAACUCAAAGUUUCGUUUGUAAAUAAGAACCAUGAUGAAAUUGCAGCCUCAGAAGUGUUCAACAAUUUUGUAAAAUCCCAACCCCCAAAGAAGUGUCCUUGUAAAAUCUCUCCUUCUACUGGUAUUUCAAUGAAGACUGACUUUUCAUUCAGUUGUGAUAAUUGUCAAAACGAAGACAACACAAUUGAAAUCAAACAAGGAUACAUUGAUAGGGAAACUGGAAUUAAAGUUUCUGUUCCACUGUCACAAGAUUCCACAAUGAAAAUACCUUCCAUUCCAUCCUCUUUGAAUGAUGAAACUGUUACUUUAUUCAUUGAAUUGAUUGACACCAAUACAGGUGAAUCAAGACUUAUGAAGUCUAUCGUUACCGUUAGACCAGAUACUGUUUCAAGUUUAUCUGAAAUAAUGGAGCAAGUCUCGAAUCAAACAAACCUUAUUUCCGCCUUUGUAAAGGAUGGUGAUACAAGUAGGAGCGUUUCUCAAACAAUCAACACUGUUAUUUCAACCACUCAACUGCUCCAAAGUUUGCCAUCAACUUCUAAGGAUUCAUCAAUUAUCAGCUCAAUUCAAUCCAAGUUACUAGAUACCUUGGCUAGUUCAGUUCAAACUGCUGGUAAGGAUUCUGCUCCAGAAUCAUCAGCAAUCACAAUUUUAGCUGUGAAUGCAAUGAUUAAAAGUGAGAAUAGAAUGGAAACUCCAGUCAUCAGAAAAUCAAUUACAGUUCUUAACAAUGUUAUACAAUUGACAAUUAAGAGUAAGGUAGAUAUAUUCUCUCAAUCAUUCAAACCACUGAUGAAUACUAUUGGUACUCUUAGCACACAAGUUUCAAAGAUGAAAUUGUUGAGAGAUCAAUUCGAACACUACGAGUCCAUAGCAAUAAUUGCUAAAGAUUAUGUUCUUUCUUUCGUUCAGGUCCAAUCAGUGUCUGUUGAUCCAGCUGCUCUACAACAAGAGGUUGCUAAUGUAAAGGCAGACAAGGUUUAUUUAACAGAUUUUUCUUCAUCUAUUGUGACCUCUCCUCCAACCAAAGAAAGAGUUAUUUCUUAUCAAGCUUAUGUCAAAAUACCAUCGAUUGAGUUUACUGAAAUUAAUGAGUAUGCAGAGUUGACAUAUUGUAUUGUGAUGAAAGAUCAUGUUCCCACAAUUUUCACACAAAUAAUUGAACAAGAUUUGAAUAUCUCAUCCUUAAUAGUAGUAUCACCACAGAGUGUCAGCUUUUCACUUUCUUCCCCUAAAUUGCUAACCGCUGAUUUACCUAACAAGAUUGCUGUUAAUGUUCACAUCAACGACGAGGAAUUCAUCUCAAGUGAGGACUCAUUAUAUUCUUGUAUUAUUAUUCAACCAGAUUUAGAGUAUGAUACAAGUAUGUGUACAGUCUUUGGGCGUGAUAGUGCUACCAAUUCAAUAACUUGCAAUUGUAACUUUGAAUCAUGGAAAAUAGAAAAUCUCAUUGUUGUUAAGGAUUUGAAAAAAUCUCGUUCACCACCCAAAUCCUCGAAACUUCAGAAUAAUAGUAGUAUCAUUAUUAUUAUUCUUUCUGUUGUUAUCCCUAGUGGAUCAUUGAUUAUUAUAUUAUCUGGUGUUGUUGCAUUGUUAUGUUGUGUUUAUUGUGUUAAGAAAAGAAAACCAAAGAUUAAUCCAUACAAUGAAAGCAAUGGCUUGCAUUCGCAUAAUAUCAAACAGCCCUCCAAAAUUAUGGAUAGCUCUUUAAUAUCUAUCCACCAAUCAGACUCGUCAAUGUCAUUACUCUAA
Messenger RNA from Naegleria gruberi, 3216 nucleotides. RefSeq lists its product as uncharacterized. The transcript has a single exon. Lineage: Eukaryota; Heterolobosea; Eutetramitea; Acrasida; Naegleriidae. The record is from RefSeq and is a predicted model, not a curated record. The coding region runs from base 1 to 3216 and encodes 1071 amino acids.